Molecule: messenger RNA, 471 nt
Organism: Ostertagia ostertagi
Lineage: Eukaryota; Metazoa; Nematoda; Chromadorea; Rhabditida; Trichostrongylidae
Source: the annotation of a GenBank genome assembly
AUGUUUAGAUAUCGAGAAAAAGUUCGAGCCAUGUUUUACCAUGCAUACAAUGGAUACUUGAAUCACGCAUUUCCAUUGGACGAGCUCAAGCCAAUUUCAUGCACAGGGCAUGACACAUGGGGAUCGUUCUCUCUUUCCCUGGUCGACGCUCUGGAUACCCUCAUUGUCAUGGGUAAUACGACUGAGUUUCGGCGCGCAGUUGACCUUGUGUUGAAAAACGUUAGAACAGAUGCUAAUGUUAAUGUUUCUGUCUUUGAAACAAAUAUUCGCAUCGUUGGUGGUCUGGUCUCGGCUCACAUGCUCAGCGGUCGCGUCGAAGGCAUGUUUAUUUUCGUGAAUUCAGGUAUGAUAUUAGAGGACGGAUGGCCCUGCUCUGGUCCAUUGCUGCGGUUGGCGGAAGCAAUGGCAGCUCGACUAUUACCUGCGUUUAACACAGAAACAGGAAUGCCUUAUGGAACAGUUGUACGCUAA